AGCACGGGUCAUUCGUAUCGGGGCUUCGAGAUCGGCAGUAACCCUAGCAUCCUUCCAACAAAGCCAGUCGAUCCAGGCAGCCGGGACGUGAUCUCAAAGAAGAAAUCGAGUGUUUGCUUAGAAAAAAAAAAAUUAAGCAUUUAGCAGUUUCAGUGUUCGCAAAACUUGCAUUACAUACAGCGAAAGAAAUGGCUGCAAGGUUCGGUAUUGUGCUAACUGUGGCAGUAUGCGCGUUUUUCCUGCAACUCCACAGCAUACCAGUGCCCUUCGAUAAGGAUGCCACAUCACAGCCGUUGAAUUCGCUUUUCAACUCAAACAGUGAAGAAAACUCCAGUGAAGUAGACAGUGAUUUACUGAACUCAAACUCCACGAACGGAACGCAUCAGGAACUAUACGUCGUAAAAGCGAUUGUGUACGAAGUUGGCAUCCUGGUGAACGUGCCGGACAAUGAAACUGACAGCGAGCCUAGCAGUGAAGAACAAGUUGACCUGACCUUCUACGGCUCAUCUUCAAACAAGUCCCACAUCAACCUGGGUAAUAUCCCACUACCAGUGGCGACCAGCGUCAAAGGCCAGGUACUGACCGGCAUUGCGCCCGUGAACUUGGGUGCUGUUUCGGACCUGGGUGACGUGCUGCAGACACUCCCGUUUACCGGUACGAUCGUCAACAUCACACAAACCAAUUCCUCGUACAUUGAGCUUUCCAAGCACAACAUCAGCAGUCUGGAAGAUACGGCUCAACUCGUUAGUGUUGCCGAUUUGGCAAACCUGCCCAUCAAAUCGCCGGCCAGCCAUCCGCUGAUACCGACUUCGCUAGAUGAAAUCAUAAGCCAUCUGGCGCAAGUGCAUUAGAUAGGGCGACAUAGGCAGAAUGACGUCUGUUUAUGUGUCUAAUUAGGAUGAAAGUGUGAUUUUAUUUUUUUGUUGCUCGUUUCUCCAUAGAAAAUACAUGAGUAAGGGUAUUUUUUCCACAA
Wyeomyia smithii (pitcher-plant mosquito) is the source of this 973-nucleotide messenger RNA. RefSeq lists its product as uncharacterized. Lineage: Eukaryota; Metazoa; Arthropoda; Insecta; Diptera; Culicidae. The record is from RefSeq and is a predicted model, not a curated record. The transcript is spliced from 3 exons. Bases 189 to 851 code for a protein of 220 amino acids.